ACGAGUGGACGGUGCCGCGAGUCCGACCGCGCUUGCUCACGCGCAGUCAAUGGAGUCGAUGUGUGCUUUUGGAAAUAUAAACAUUUAUGAUAAUUCAUUGAUAGAUCGGUUAAUAACUGUUUAUAUCAGUCGUCUGUUAGCGGACUUGUGCGGUUGCUUGCGUCAGUAAGCCGCAAAUAACAGUGUUUAACACGGCGUCGAGAGACACCGCGGCCUGACGAUUAAACGUCUUUAAAAUAUUUGUAAUUAUUCUAGUUUAAUAAUUAUUCAGAUUUAUUGAAGUUUGUGAACUCAUGUAACUAUGGCAGAAGAGGGAGCGGUUGUGACGCAGCAGAUUGUGGACAGGAGUUGUUGGGUGUGUUUUGCCACAGAUGAGGAUGACCGGACGGCUGAGUGGGUACGUCCAUGCCGUUGCCGUGGUUCCACUAAGUGGGUUCAUCAGUCGUGUCUGCAGCGUUGGGUGGAUGAGAAACAGAGAGGCAACAGCACGGCACGAGUUGCCUGUCCGCAGUGCAAUGCGGAGUAUCUCAUCGUGUUUCCCAAACUCGGGCCAGUUGUAUACGUGUUGGAUCUGGCAGACAGACUGAUCUCAAAGGCCUGCCCAUUUGCUGCUGCUGGUAUCAUGGUGGGAUCCAUUUACUGGACUGCCGUCACGUACGGUGCUGUUACUGUCAUGCAGGUUGUAGGUCAUAAGGAAGGUCUGGAUGUGAUGGAACGGGCCGAUCCUCUCUUCCUUUUGAUCGGCCUGCCCACCAUCCCAGUUAUGCUCAUUCUGGGGAAGAUGAUUCGCUGGGAAGAUUACGUGCUCCGCCUGUGGAGGAAAUACUCCAAUAAGCUUCAGAUCCUCAACAGUAUCUUCCCAGGAAUUGGCUGUCCAGUGCCGAGGAUCCCGGCGGAGGCCAGUCCGCUGGCGGAUCACGUGUCGGCCACACGGAUCCUGUGCGGAGCCCUUGUGUUCCCCACCAUCGCCACCAUCGUGGGUAAACUGAUGUUCAGCAGUGUCAACUCUAAUCUUCAGAGGACCAUUCUGGGUGGCAUUGCAUUUGUGGCUAUUAAAGGGGCAUUCAAGGUUUAUUUCAAGCAGCAACAGUAUCUCCGACAAGCUCAUCGCAAGAUCCUUAAUUUUCCAGAGCUGGAAGGGCCUGAGCUCAUCAUCACACCUCUGCUCGACUACAUCCACUGUCAUUCAGUUUGAAAAGUCACUACUGCACCACAACACCGUCACAUUCAGACAUUUUCAGAUGCUGGUUUUGGUUUUCUAUUCCCGGAGAAUGUGACAAUUGCAUUUCGAUGCAAUUCCAUGUUUCUGUUGAUAUAAUCAGACCUGGGAAGUGGUGCGCUUCUCAUUUUAUGGGCUUUGACAUUUUUUAGAAAGAGACUGAGAAAAAUAAAUAAUUUAAGGUUUUAUAUGAUAGUGGCUGUUUUAUAAUGAAUUCAAAAUGUCUCAACUGAAUCACUAUCAUUAAACUGUGACCGCUUAACCUUUGGUUUCUUGCUUCAAGAUGACGUGCCGUUUCACAUAAAGCACUUAUGUUAAUAUUCUACCCUCAUAAUUAGACUUGUAAUAUUAGAGAAUAAUGCAUUCACAGCAAACAUUAAUAAAAGCUGGGAUUUGAUUGUAAGAAGCUUAUAAAAUCAAAAAUAUUUUUUUAAUUAUAUUUUAUUUAAAGAAAGGCCCAUUUGCAUUAUUUUCAUGACAAUUAAGUACAUUUCACUCCAAAUUCUCAUUACCAUUAAAAGAAAAAUUUACAAUAUAAAUAUUCCUGUCUGGAAACAGUUUUUUGAGGAAAAUCGGCUUCAAGGAAAAGUUCACCCAAAUAAGGAAUAUUCUCUCAUUUACUCACCCUCAUGCCAUCCCAGAUGUUAAUAAAUGUUUUUGUUCUGCUGAAGAAUAUCUCAGCUCUGUACGUCCAUACAAUGCAAGUGAAUGGUGAUCAAAACUUUGAAGCUCCAAAAAGCACAUAAAAGUAAUCUAUAAGGCUCCAGUGGUUUAAUCCACGUCUUUGAAGCGAUCCAAUCGGUUUUGGGUGAGAACAGACUUCUUGACAUCAGUCUCCCUGGCAAUCAUGAUAACACUUCCUAUAGCUCUGUGCAUGCGCCAAGCACUAGGAAGUGUAAUCAAACUUGAAAUCAUGAUCGUUUAUAGAGACUUCAAUGACAAGAUGUACAGUGAAAAGGGAAUUAUAUUUGAGUCUUUUCUCACCCAAAAUCGACUGGAUUGCUUCAGAAGACAUUGAUUUAACCACUGGAGUUUUAUGCUUCCUUUAUGUGCUUUUUGGAGCUUAAAAGGUCUGGUCACCAUUCACAGACCUACAGAGUUUAGAUAUUCGUCUAAAAAUCUUUGUGUUCAGCAGAAGUAAUACAUCUGGGAUGGCAUGAGGGUGAGUAAAUGAUGAGAAUAUUAAUUUAUGGGUGAACUAUCCCUUUAAGUUCAGAUCAGCACAUACAGUAAUUGUAAGAUGUAUACUUGCAAUUAUACUUAACCGUUUUAAUUUUCCACACUACGAUAGAACAUCUUAGAAACAAGAUUUUAACAUUAUAGUCAUCAGAAUUAAUUGCCAUGAAAAUAAUAAUGCAAACAAGCUUAAUUGUUUUUGUAUAAAAUAUAUUUUCUUUUGAUUUUGGGGCAAAGUAUGACCCAACCAUUUCUUGACAGUGUUUGUAAGAUUCACCUUUUCUCUUGCCUUUACAUUCAAGCAAGCGCUCAACUAUGUUUUGUGUCCCUCCAUUGUAGUGUUCAUUUUUACCACGUUGAAAACAACUUGGUUCAGACAGUUUGUACGCUAAAGUAAUGCGUUCUAUAAUUUUUUUGUAAUGCUCUUUACAAUUUGUGUUUGAGGGAUAUACAACUUUAAUAUUAAAAUGUUUGGCAUCUAAUGCCUCGUAACUUUUGUUAAUAACUCCGUUUUAUCAUAUAUUCCCAGAGAUAUUUGGUCUUGUGUGGUGCAAGCUAUUCAAGUAUUAGUGGCCUUUAUAGUUACACCAGGACAAAUUAUGUCUCAAUAAAGGCCAUGUAGUCCAAUUGGACAAUUGUAUUCGGCUGAACAUGCUAAAUGUUUGGAUUUAUUGCGUUUCCUUGUCUGAAUAUUUCUAUUUGAUGAUUUCUGAUUUAUUAAAGAGCAUAUGUUUUAUCUCCGACUGUAGUGUAUCCGAUAUAAUAUGCAAAUGAGAAAACUAUAUAAAUACAUACUAAGGCAGUUAUUUAAAGGCAUGCCCAGCAGCAGUACACUACUGUUUGAGUUUGUGAUCAAAUGUGUGGUAAGGGUCUGAAUUGCUUUAUUUGAAAUACCUUUUGUAAAUAAAUCACAGGCUUAUAAACCUGAUAAGAAAUGGGAGUACAUUAAUGGUGUCCUUUAGCUCUAUUGACAAAUAAAAGCAUGUUGAUAGCUAUAACCCUGAAAGCACAUGCUAAACAGUUGCUAGAAAAUGCAUUUUUUUUCUACAUUAACUGUACAACUGACAUUGGCAGUAGCAGACAAGUGUUCUUAGUUGCCUAAAUGUAAUUUGAAAAACUGUUUUUGACCAUGCAAUGUGUUUAUAGUUCAGAAUGUUCUCCAUAAAGUCCUUUAAGUUCCUCUCACUUGUCUCUGUACAGAUGAAGCAUAAUGCCAAAUACAAAACAUGGAUGUUGUAUAAAUCUGUUUAUAUAGUUUCCUGGUUGAUUUAUGUAAAUAAAUGUAUUUUUCC
Molecule: messenger RNA, 3687 nt
Organism: Xyrauchen texanus (razorback sucker)
Lineage: Eukaryota; Metazoa; Chordata; Actinopteri; Cypriniformes; Catostomidae
Product: E3 ubiquitin-protein ligase MARCHF5-like
Exons: 6
Coding region: 302-1195 (297 amino acids)
Molecular function (GO): zinc ion binding
Source: RefSeq, a predicted model, not a curated record